AUUUUCAUCGCAGUUCAUUGUUCAACAACAACAACAGGGGUUUUUUUGAUUCUCUGUCUUGUCCAAAGAGAUGUUUCAGAUUUCAAAGACCAAACUUUGUUUCCCACUCUCAACAUUCACCAAGAGAUACUCCUCAUUUCAAGCUACUCAAUCGGUGAUCGACAAGGCUGCAAUCGAUGGGGAGCUGAGAGUUUUCAUUGUCUCCGGCGAAGUUUCCGGCGAUAACAUCGGUUCUCGUCUUAUGUCCUCGCUUAAAAAGCUCUCUCCUUUACCCCUUCGUUUCAAUGGAGUUGGAGGAUCCUUGAUGUGCAAGCAAGGGUUAACUUCUUUGUUUCCAAUGGAAGAUUUAGCUGUAAUGGGUAUGUGGGAGCUUUUGCCACAUUUGUAUAAAUUCCGUGUGAAGUUGAAGGAGACUAUUGAUGCUGCGGUUAAGUUUAAGCCACAUGUUGUUGUGACUGUUGAUUCAAAGGGCUUCUCUUUUCGUGUACUUAAGGAGUUACGAGCUAGAUACAAUCGGCAGCAGUUGGAAAAUUCUCCUGUGCAUUUUCACUAUGUUGCACCGUCGUUCUGGGCUUGGAAAGGAGGAGAGUCAAGACUUGGAGGUCUGUCUGAAUUCGUUGAUCAUCUUUUUUGCAUUCUUCCGAACGAGGAAAAGGUUUGUAGGGAACAUGGGGUUGAAGCAACCUUUGUUGGACAUCCUGUUCUUGAGGAUGCUUCUGAGUUCAACCUUGUAUGCGGUUUCUUCCUCUUCUUCUUGAAUUACCUCAGUUUCUAUGAUACUCUCUCAGAUUCCUUAGUGAAAUUGGUGCUCAUUGCUGCCACAGGGAGCAGAUUACAAGAAGUUGAAAGAAUGCUACCCAUAUUUUGUAAAGCAAUGAAGCUACUCAAAGACCCGUUUCCAAAACUACUAACGCUCAUCCAUGUUGCAUCCAAUAAUCAAGUUGAUCAUUACAUUGGAAAAUCCCUCAGUGAGUGGCCAGUUCCAGCAAUACUAGUCCCUAGUGGAACCACUCAGCUUAAAUAUGAUGCCUUUGGCGUGAGUCAGGCUGCAUUAUGCACUUCAGGAACAGUUGCUGUUGAGUUGCAGCUUGCUCGUCUACCUUCCCUUGUUGCUUACCGAGCACAUUUUCUAACAGAGCUAAUAAUCCGUUACAAAGCCAAGAUACCUUAUAUUUCUCUUCCAAACAUUCUCCUAGACUCCCCAAUCAUUACUGAAGCUUUGUUUCAAGCUUGCAACCCUUCAAAUCUCGCCUCAAUACUAGAGAGACUACUCUUGGAUGAAAAGAUGAGAGAAAGACAAGUUGUUGGUGCUGAGAAGUUGAUACAGCUCUUGCAUCCGUCAGAAAGCAGAAUGGGCAACUCAAUUCAUUGCACUGGUUUGGAAUCUCAUCGAUAUACACCAAGCAUUUUAGCAGCUUCGACUAUUCUUAGUUAUGUCAAGCACUAAAAACUCUCGUCAAUCAUAUUCCUUGCUUGUAACACUUAGCUUUUUUGGUCAUACAUUGUCAUAACUCAUAAGGACCCCCCUUGUUUGACACUAGAGUACAUUGAGAUUAUUUUCUCAGCUCUGUUAUUCUUGCUAUAUGUUGGAAUUUUUAUCAUAAGAGUUCUAACAUAUGAUAAAUUACAGUUAAAGGC
This is a messenger RNA of Arabidopsis arenosa, 1638 nucleotides long. The record is from the annotation of a GenBank genome assembly. Lineage: Eukaryota; Viridiplantae; Streptophyta; Magnoliopsida; Brassicales; Brassicaceae.